This is a messenger RNA of Erigeron canadensis, 1821 nucleotides long. RefSeq names its product cytochrome P450 77A2-like. Lineage: Eukaryota; Viridiplantae; Streptophyta; Magnoliopsida; Asterales; Asteraceae. Gene Ontology annotation, molecular function: iron ion binding; heme binding; oxidoreductase activity, acting on paired donors, with incorporation or reduction of molecular oxygen, NAD(P)H as one donor, and incorporation of one atom of oxygen. The record is from RefSeq and is a predicted model, not a curated record. Gene Ontology annotation, cellular component: membrane. Bases 52 to 1554 code for a protein of 500 amino acids. The transcript has a single exon.
UCCCAUAUUCAAUUCUAAUUCUUCAUCUCUCUCUUUUUUCUCUCUCUCAAAAUGGAGCUUUCUUACAUCACCAUCUUCUCUACACUUUUUUCCAUCAUAACCAUAAUUCUCUUCCUCGCCCGCCCCAAACGCCGCCUUAACCUCCCUCCCGGCCCGCCCGGUUGGCCCAUAGUUGGCAACCUUUUACAAGUUGCGGGUUCGGGCAAACCAUUUUUUCAAUAUGUUAGAGAGUUGUUACCAAUUUAUGGUCCUAUUAUUACUCUUAAAAUGGGUACGCGAACCAUGAUUAUAUUGUCCCAAGCGGAUUUGGUUCAUGAAGCAUUAAUUGAAAAGGGUCAGGUUUUCGCUACCAGACCAGCUGAAAACCCGACCCGAGUUGUGUUUAGCUGCAACAAGUUUACAGUUAACGCGGCCCUGUAUGGGCCCGUUUGGAGAUCUUUGAGACGAAAUAUGGUGCAAAAUGCUCUUAGUACGAGUAAAUUACGUACGUUUAAAGAUGUUAGAGUAACGGCCAUGGAUAAGUUAGUUGAAAGGUUGAAAAGUGAGGCUAAGGCGAAUGAUGGUGCGGUUUGGGUGUUGAAAAACGCAAGAUUUGCGGUUUUUUGUAUACUUUUGUCUAUGUGUUUUGGUGUGGAAAUGGAUGAGAAAACUAUUGAAGAAAUGGAUGAUAUGAUGAAAACGGUGUUAAUUACGCUUGAUCCAAGGCUAGAUGAUUAUUUGCCUUUGUUAAGGCCCUUUUUCUCGAAACAAAGGAAGCGAGCGAUGCAAGUGAGGGAACAACAAAUCGCGAUGUUAGUUCCUUUUAUUGAAAGGCGGAAAUCCGCGUUAAAAAACCACCUUGCCAUGGCCGCGGAGUUUUCUUAUUUGGAUACUUUGUUUGAUUUGACUGUGGAAGGAAGGAAGGAUCCACCGACUAAUGCGGAAAUAGUAACGCUAUGUUCGGAGUUUCUGAACGGUGGGACGGAUACGACUGCGACCGCCAUCGAGUGGGCGAUCGCCAGGUUUAUCGAGAGCCCGACAAUCCAGUCGCGACUCUAUGAAGAAAUAAAGUCGGUUGUGGGUUGCGAGAGAAAAGUUGAAGAGAAAGAUCUUGAGAAAAUGCCGUAUUUAAAUGCGGUUGUCAAAGAGUUGCUAAGAAAGCAUCCCCCGACUUAUUUUUCACUGACACAUUCGGUUAUUGAGCCUGCAAAACUUGCAGGCUACGAUAUACCGAUUGGUACUAAUGUGGAGAUUUAUCUCCCCGGGAUUAGCGAUGAUCCAAAACUCUGGGUCAAUCCUGAAAGGUUUAACCCAGAUAGGUUUCUUACUGGUGGUGAAACCGCAGAUAUAACUGGUUCAGCUGGGAUAAAACUAAUUCCAUUUGGAGUGGGACGAAGGAUUUGCCCGGGGUUGGGGAUGGCGACGGUCCAUGUAACUCUCAUGAUUGCAAGGAUGGUUCAAGAAUUCGAAUGGAGAUCAUGGCCGGAAAAUAGUAAGGUUGAUUUUAGUGAGAAAUUGGAGUUUACGGUUGUGAUGAAGAACACUCUUAGAGCUACUAUCACACCUAGGGUUUAAAAAUAUGGUACUCUAUUUGAUUAUGGUUGUGUUUUACAUAUUAAAUUAUGUUUGAUUUUUAAUUAAUUAGUGAUAUAAUAAUAUUUGUUGUAACCUUAAACUAUUUGUAUCAGGAAACAAAUUUUAAAGGGCUUUAUGAGUAGAGUGGUUAAAAGUAGUACAUCUAGUGUUGCUAAUACGAGUCAAGUUAUGUCAUAUAUUGAUUUAGGACAUUGUCGUCUACUUGUCUUGCUUCUUUUUAUUUAAUGUGAUUGUAUUUGUAUUAAA